Trematosphaeria pertusa is the source of this 1065-nucleotide messenger RNA. RefSeq lists its product as uncharacterized. Bases 1 to 1065 code for a protein of 354 amino acids. Gene Ontology annotation, molecular function: ubiquitin protein ligase activity; zinc ion binding. The transcript has 4 exons. The record is from RefSeq and is a predicted model, not a curated record. Lineage: Eukaryota; Fungi; Ascomycota; Dothideomycetes; Pleosporales; Trematosphaeriaceae.
AUGGCGGGUGGCGAAAAGGAAGCUGCGACUGCUACCGUCUCGUCUGGUGAGGGCGAUGUGGUUGCUAUCGCCAGCGCACCAAAGCGCUCUAUGCGCAAGAGGAAGCGAGUUAGCUACGGCGAGCUGAAUGAAGACGACUCUGACAUUGCUCCUGAGACACCCAAGAAGAAGGUCACAGGGAAGAGCAAUGUGAAGACUCCGGAGAAUGCGGCAUAUGCAGGUGAAGAGAUUGCUGGUAAGGCGACGAGGGUGACUGCAAAGAGCAAGAUCGCGGCUACAGAAGAUGUGAAAUACGCGGAUGGCGAAGCGACGGUCAGGAAGAAGACCAAGAGCGCUAAGAAAGAAGUGAUUGUGAUCGAUGACUCUCCGGCAAAGAUUGAGAAGCCGAAGCCGAAGUCUAAAGCCAGAAAGAGAAAGGCGCGACCAGACGAGCCUGAAUACGAUGAUGAGGGGAAUGAGAUCCGGAAGAGGGAAUACCAAGAUGAGCCUUCGGACAAGUUCCUAGGCUCCAUGGCACGAGCGCUUUCGCAACCACUUCGCUUCAUCGACCGGCAGCGAUUCGAUACCGACAUGAUACCACAAGAGAAGUUCACCAUCGCCGGCAGCAUGCUCAGCAACUACACCGUCGAGAUCAAGCUCAUUCCCCAAUGCUCCUGCCCCGACCACGCCUUCCGCAAGGCCAUCUGCAAGCACAUCAUCUACACGCUUGUCAAGGUCCUCAAAGUGCCCACCGACUCACCCCUCCUCUACCAGCAGGCCUUCACGUCCGCCGAGCUCCACGAGAUCUUCGAGCAAGCGCCGGAAGCCCCAUUCGUCCAAGUGGAUGAGGAGCAUGUCGCCACCGAAGAGGCCUCAGACGGUACCGGCGCCGACCGAAAGCCUAUCGACGGCGAAUGCCCGAUCUGCUACAUGGAGUUCGAGCCUGCAAAGGAAUCUAUCACGUACUGCAAGGCGCACUGCGGAAACAACGUUCACCAGGAUUGCAUUGCGACCUGGCUCCGCUCUCAGCAGCAAAUGUACCACAAGGCGACUUGCCCGUACUGCCGGGUUGCUUGGGCCAACUAG